UCACCACUUCGAGCGUAUGAAAUGAAGCGUGUGAAAAGUACUGCAUGUAUUCUCGUUAAAUUAUAAGCAUUAUGUAAGCACAUUAAUUUUUUAUUCGGGUAAUUUUAUUCAACAAUGACAGACGAGUCACAUUCACACGUAAAGCAUAAGAAUAAGUAAUGAUUCGUCAUUUGGAUGAAACGUAUACACUGGUGUGGAUUUCGUUAUUAUCUGGCGGCAGCAGCGAUUACUUUUACGUUGGAAGAAUGUUUAUAGAUAAUUUAUUUAGUCAAUGCCAUAUUUGUCAAUGGCGCCUUUUCCGCCAAAAAAUAAUCAUCCCUCAUGUCGACGUAAUGUCAGUCAAGCCUGCAGCAAUACAACCUACCCCAAGAUGACCCCACCCAAAUACCGCCCCAAAAUCAAAUUUCCAUUGGAUAUUACCAGCCCCUUGGUGACUAUGCCCAUAUUUUAUUGGCUUGUGAAGCACGUCGCUCACGCCCAACAUUCCUUACCUACACAGUAAAAAACGCGGCUGAGGACAUAACUAAUGGUGGAUCAUCCCACUGGAGAUUCCGAUUGGACAAGGACGCGAGAUUGCGCGCUGCAAUUGGAACAGAGUUUCUCCUCGUUCUCCUCUGCCGUGACGCUGUCAAGAUUGGUUGCGUCGUUUCUAAGUUGAUGUCAGCCCAAACGAAGCCCGUGAAACUCCUCCCGUCUCAAAAUUAUGAGUGACCAACAGCAAGAUGAAAUGGCCGCGUUGGUGGAAAGCGGUGGAGGUUUCCUUCAAAAACGAAACUCGAAUACGGGGCAGGACUCUCAGCAGCCGUCUCCCUUGGCUCUGCUGGCUGCCACCUGCAGUCGCAUCGACACUCCCGGUGAGGGUGACGCAGAGUCCGAGCAGCAGCAGUCCCAGCAGCAGGGUCAGCUUUUAGACCAGGCCCAGCUGACCCAAACGCCCAAUGGCUGGCAGAUCAUCCCGGUCAGCGCUCAGCAGUCUUCUGGUACCAGCACUUCCGGCACCACAACGUCCGGGCAGGGUACCAUGGCCGAGGCGGGGAAGAACAGGCAGGCGGCUACAGGCCAGCCGGGGCAGCAGUAUGUAGUAGCCGCCACUCCCACUAUACCUGGCCAGCAGGUCCUCACUGCCCUGUCUGGGGUCAUGCCCAACAUCCAGUAUCAGGUCAUCCCCCAGUUCCAGACGGUGGAUGGACAGCAGCUCCAGUUUGCCACAGCCCAGCAGGACCCAACAGCAGCAGCGGCAGGACAGUUCCAGCUGGUGUCCUCUCCUGGCGGUGGGCAGCAGCUGAUCGCAACUGCCAAUCGGGGGGCGGGUACCGGGAACAUCUUAACCAUGCCUGGCCUUAUCCAGCAAGCGAUCCCACUGCAGAACCUGGGCUUGGGUAACAUACAGAACCAGACUCCGUUCUUGGCCAACAUGCCUGUGUCGCUCAAUGGGAACAUCACCCUUCUGCCUGUAGCCACAGGAGGCACUGGUGGUGAUGCCACUGGGGUUGGAUCUUCAGGGUCCUCCCAGCAGCUCCUACAGCAGCCAGUAUCUUCUACCACUGGGACUGGGUACUACACUAGCUCCACGGCUACCAUUACCACUCAGGCAGCUACCUCCUAUGGAGGUGGGACGCAGUCUCAGAGCAGCAGCAGUUUCCAGAGCUCAGUGCAGCCAGAUAACCGAGAUGGCCAACAACAGCAGCAGCCACAGCAAAUUCUCAUUCAGCCUCAGCAGCUUCUCCAAGGAGGACAUUCCCUGCAAACCCUACAGGCUGGUGCUGGCGGACAAGUCUUUGCACAGGCACUGCCACAGGACGCCCUGCAGAACCUGCAAAUUCAAGCCAUCCCCAACGCCAGCCCCAUUCUCGUGCGUACCCUGGGCCCCAAUGGUCAAGUCAGUUGGCAGACGCUGCAGCUGCAGAGUCCCACUGGAGCCCAGAUCACGCUCGCCCCAGUACAGUCUCUGCAGUCACUUCCUCAGUUGGCACAGACGGGCAGCGCAGGCGGGGUCACAGUGAACCCCGUGCAGCUGCCUGGCCUGCAGACCAUCAACCUGAACACACUGAGCAAUACAGGCCUCCAGAUGCACCAGCUGCAGGGGGUCCCCAUUGCCAUUGCAACAGGAGACCAGGGUCUGCAAACCAGUGGGGUGGGUGGAGACAGCCUAGAUGAUAGCACAGCCAUAGAUGAUGGAGGAGAGACCAGCCCACAACCUCCCAGUCGUCGUACACGCCGGGAGGCCUGUACCUGUCCCUACUGCAAGGAGGGUGAAGGACGCAGUGACCCUGGCAAGAAAAAGCAGCACAUCUGUCACAUCCCAGGCUGCGGGAAGGUGUAUGGCAAGACCUCCCACCUGCGGGCCCACCUGCGAUGGCACACUGGAGAGAGGCCCUUUGUCUGCUCCUGGUCCUUCUGUGGGAAGCGCUUCACUCGGUCUGAUGAGCUGCAGCGGCAUAAGCGGACGCACACUGGAGAAAAGAAGUUCUCAUGCCCAGAAUGUCCCAAACGCUUCAUGCGGAGUGAUCACUUGUCCAAGCACAUCAAAACCCACCUGAACAAGAAGGGAGCUGCUACCAACGCAACCAGUGAAACCACCUCUUCCACCACUGGCUCAGACUCUGUGGCCACAGGCGGAGUCCCAUCAGACCAGCACGCCCUCAUCACCAUGGAGACGCUGUCGCCCGAAAGCAUCUCACGGCUAGCCAGAAGCGGCGUCAAUGUCAUGCAGGUGGCUGACAUCCACUCCAUUAACAUGAACAGCAACGGCUACUGAGGCCAAUGACGGUGGCGAGAUGAGACGUGGGCCGUGGGUUUGGAACUGCUGGACUGGGGUGGGUGGGGAUGUGUAAAUGUUGGCAAGACUUGGGGGAGGGUUGUGGAGGGGUGUGGCUGAUAUUCUGGGGAGAGCAGAUCUGGAAAGCAGGGUGCUAGUUGGAGGAUCCUUUGUGUCUGAGGGAACUGGAGCUGAUUAAGUUAAAUUGCAAAAGGGGGAAGAAGUCAGGAUUCCAGCAGAAACGUGCAUGUACUCCAGUGUAUCUAUUUUAUUUUAUUUCUUAUUGUCCCCUUUCCUACCCUUUAAAAUUGCCCCCUCCCCUUCCUCCACAACCACUUGGAGCUACAAAGGACACCCUGCUGAAUUAUCGGGAGUUUGCCGUGAGGAAGGCUCCUGUCCCAAACCACACACUCCACUCUCCCAGUGAGCGCCCUCGCUGCUGCUCUUGGCCGGCGGCUCCCCUUUACUCUCAGGUCGGCUGUACCCUCUCCAGCAGAAGCGUACUCCAUUGUAGUGCUCGUUAAGUCACCGUGGUGCUGGGCGAAGUCAUUCUGGGAUUGCUCUGACUGUCAGUGGACGUGUAGACCACUCUGCGGCUAUGGAGAGCCGAACUGGGUCCACCAGCAUCAGUCCCAGGAGCACUAAUUAAUUGUGGGUGAAAGGACACUGAAUUUAUGGCUUUUUUUUUGCCUUUUAUAUGAACGAUAAUAUAGGUACACAUAUAAGCCAUCAUGCUUUGAUAAACCUGUCAGCAGUUUUUGUUUGCUUUGUUUUUGGAUAGCUUGCUUUUUGUAUAUAUAUUUUCUAGAUUUGGAAAUCUACAGCAACUCACCGUAGUAAGGAUCAACUUAUAUGGUCGCCAGAUGUUGCCUUUCUGCUGUGUGCCUCAUACACGAACAAUCUUAAAUCUGUUAUAUUCAUCAUCAUCAUCAUUAUUAUUGUUGCUUUUUUGUUAUUGUUAUAAUUUUUAUAUAAAUAGAUCUUGUGUGACCAAGUAUAUAGCUGGACAUAGAGAGAACAUCCGUUGUAUGCAUUUCAGAAAGUUGUCACUCCAGGUAUGGACGUCGGUCAUUCAACGUGACGGGACGGUUCAUUCUCAUCCUGUCUUUCAUGUUCAUCUAUAUUUUUGGGUUCAGUUCCUGUAGAAUUAGCUUGUUUAAUUGAGGAACGCAGUUUCGUUAAUAUUGGAUUUUUUUUUUUUUAGCGUGUAUUUCAAACGUUAAAAUUUAUGCUCAAACCAAAGGUCUUGUACACAAUAUCAGAUCUCUGGAAGGGGAAUGGUUCCCAUUGUCCUGGACUUAAGGUAAGAUGGACUGUAGGCUUGGGGGGUGGUGUACUGUCCAGAGUCCUGGAGCCGUGUGGAACCUGGCCCCUGUCACUUCCACUACCUGGACUGCUGUAGCAAGUUGCUUGUUUUGUUGUGGAUCAGGGUUGGCUUUUCUUUCUUUACUUGUUUCCACAGGAGAUCCUAGUUAUUGUGGAAGCAUAAAUGACAUUGUCGAGCUGUGCCAUAUGUCGGUUUUCUUUUUUUUUUUUUUUUUUGCUUUUUUUUGUCCGUCAGAUUAAAAAGGUCUAACUGGUGGCGAGCUAUCUUUUAACGUUGUGUUUAAGGUGUACCUUUUUAUACUGUUUUAGUCACAAUCGGCUGAAUGUCGUUACAGGCAAACAUGGGACGGGCUCUGAAAUCGGAAGUAGUUUCAGGAGAGAAGAAUGUUAAACCUUUUAAAGGGCAGUAUACAACUAUUAUUUAAAGUAUCUCUUUGGGAAUGUCAGGUGACUAAAAUAUAUAUAUAUAUAUAUUUAUAUUUAUAUACACGUAAUAAUGCCAGGGACAGUAUUUGGCUGGUAUAGACUCCUUUCCUAAGGUAACUUCUUUCCAGGGAACUUGGUGCCCUUUAACAUCAUGAAUUCUUUAUACAAUUUUGUUUUUGUUUUAUAAAUACAUAUAUGAGGGGGCUGAUCUUUUACUUGUGGGUUCCAUUACUGCAGAUGGCAACAGUGGGAUUAAAGUCCUUAUGAACACAAA
Paramormyrops kingsleyae is the source of this 4784-nucleotide messenger RNA. RefSeq names its product sp1 transcription factor (gene sp1). Gene Ontology annotation, molecular function: DNA-binding transcription factor activity, RNA polymerase II-specific; RNA polymerase II cis-regulatory region sequence-specific DNA binding. The record is from RefSeq and is a predicted model, not a curated record. Lineage: Eukaryota; Metazoa; Chordata; Actinopteri; Osteoglossiformes; Mormyridae. Gene Ontology annotation, biological process: regulation of transcription by RNA polymerase II.